Molecule: messenger RNA, 1189 nt
Organism: Gossypium raimondii (Peruvian cotton)
Lineage: Eukaryota; Viridiplantae; Streptophyta; Magnoliopsida; Malvales; Malvaceae
Product: probable pectin methylesterase CGR3
Exons: 7
Coding region: 214-996 (260 amino acids)
Biological process (GO): pectin metabolic process
Molecular function (GO): methyltransferase activity
Source: RefSeq, a predicted model, not a curated record
AAUGCAAAAGCAAAUAAAUAGCGAAUUUUGAGCUGCUUUCAUAAUUCCUACUGAGUAGUGUUUGCAAGGGAAAAAGAAGCGAAAAGAAAGGCCAAAAAAAAACUGGCUGACAAUCACAGAUCUAAGAUCCCAAAUCCAAGUGCCCCUUUCUCAUUUCUUCAUAUCAAAGUGUAAAUAACAGGCAAGAUUUAGAACGAUAGUAAGCAAGCAACCAUGUCAAGGAGGCAAGCUAAUCCCAUGCGCCGCUUUGUCGACAGCGGAAGCUUUUCUCUCGCUGGUGCCCUACAUUCCAAACCCCGAUCUUCUCCCAUUUUGCCAAUCGGUCUUGUCCUUGUGGGCGCUAUCCUUCUUAUUGGCUAUGUAUAUAGUGGCUCAGGCAAAUUCCGAGGCGAAGCAGUUAGUCGGAUCGGAGGCGACUAUUCAUGUUCAGUAGAAGUUCAGAGGGUAAUACCUUUUUUAAAGAAGGCAUAUGGUGACAGCAUGCACAAGGUUUUGCAUGUAGGCCCUGAUACCUGUUCAGUGGUAAAUAAACUUUUGAAAGAGGAGGAAACUGAAGCCUGGGGUGUGGAACCAUAUGACAUAGAGGAUGCUGAGGCAACCUGCAAGAGUCUUGUGCACAAAGGAAUUGUACGGGUGGCAGAUAUCAAGUUUCCUCUUCCAUAUAGGCCAAAGUCAUUUUCGCUUGUAAUUGUAUCAGAUGCCCUUGAUUACUUGUCUCCAAGAUACCUGAACAAGACUCUACCUGAGUUGACAAGGGUGGCCUCUGAUGGUCUAGUUGUUUUUACAGGUUACCCUGGUAAUCAGAGAGCUAAAGUGGCAGAAUUAUCCAAAUUUGGGCGACCGGCUAAAAUGCGGGGUUCAUCGUGGUGGGUUCGGUUUUUCCUCCAGAAUAGUUUAGAAGAAAACGAAGGUGCCAUUAAGAAGUUUGAGCAGGCUGCAUCAAAGGGAUCAUACCAUCCAGCUUGUCAAGUGUUCCACCUAAAGCCAUAUCAGUGAUACAAGAGAAAUUUCAUCAAGAUCAAAUUUUCAUUAAUUUCUUCUAUCUGUCAUUCAUGGAAGAUAAAGUAGUAAUAUAUUCUCAUCUCAAAUGAAAUAUAGCAUGUUGGGUAAAAAGAGAUAUCACUAUUGUUGUGGCCCUUAACAUUACAAACUUUAUAUUUAUUAAUUUAAUUGAUGGAAAAUUCACACA